AUGUUUUCACUACUGAGCGGCUUUUAUGACUACCUCACGCGGAGGCCCGAGUACUACGUUUUGAUUCUGGGGUUGGAUAAUGCAGGCAAAACGACGCUGUCUGAGCAAUUCAAAGUUCUGAAUCGCCCCGGUUACAAAGCCCGUUCUCGCACGGCCCCCACGGUUGGCCUCAACGGUCAGUAUUGCGUACGCAUCACAUUCUGGGACCUGGGUGGGCAAGCAGAACUUCAGGAGCUUUGGCCUAACUAUUACGAAGAAUGCCACGGAAUCAUCUAUGUGGUCGAUUCGGCUGAUCGUGCACGCCUUGAAGAGUCUCGUAUUGCCUUUGAUGCCAUGGUCUCAGAGAAGCCGCUUGAGGGACUUCCAAUUUUAGUGGUCUGCAACAAACAAGACAUUGAGGACGCUAUGACCAUCGCCGAGGUGAAAGGUGUCUUCAACCAGAGCGCGUACAAGCUUGGGGUUCGAGAUUGCAAAGUUCACUCCAUCAGCGCCACCAAUGGG
Molecule: messenger RNA, 501 nt
Organism: Monosiga brevicollis MX1
Lineage: Eukaryota; Choanoflagellata; Craspedida; Salpingoecidae
Exons: 6
Biological process (GO): intracellular protein transport; Golgi to plasma membrane protein transport; protein localization to organelle
Cellular component (GO): Golgi apparatus
Molecular function (GO): GTP binding; GTPase activity
Source: RefSeq, a predicted model, not a curated record